This is a messenger RNA of Frankliniella occidentalis (western flower thrips), 3522 nucleotides long. RefSeq lists its product as uncharacterized. The transcript has 9 exons. NCBI's taxonomy places the organism in Eukaryota, Metazoa, Arthropoda, Insecta, Thysanoptera, Thripidae. Gene Ontology annotation, biological process: cell fate commitment; negative regulation of transcription by RNA polymerase II; positive regulation of transcription by RNA polymerase II. Bases 246 to 2738 code for a protein of 830 amino acids. Gene Ontology annotation, molecular function: zinc ion binding; DNA-binding transcription factor activity, RNA polymerase II-specific; RNA polymerase II cis-regulatory region sequence-specific DNA binding. The record is from RefSeq and is a predicted model, not a curated record.
CGACCGCAGCGCCCCCAGGCGGUCCGGUGCGGCGAUCGGCGGCAGCAGCACCGCACACCUUUCUAAGCCCGGGCGCGGCUCGCCUCGCGCUUCACGCCGAACGCCACAGCACAUUUCAGAGAUUUACCCGGUCCGGUGCGCGUGUCGUUGCGUGCGCGUGCGCGUCGUGUCGUGUCGCCGGGACGCGUGGGCGCGCCGAGCGGGCGCUGCAGCAGAGCGACCGCAGGUUGGCACCUUCACCUAGCAUGGAGGUGCCCGUCAGCCAGCCCGACGGACAGGAUGUCCAUCAGGACACCCAGCCGUCCGAGGAUGAGGCUUUGGUGGCCGCCGCGCAGAGCGCCGCACAGCCGCAGGCAGCCUCUCCGCCUGGCCAGGAUGAGGCCCAGGCCGCGGCUCAGGCCGCUGCAGAGGAAGCCGCCGCCCUGCAGAAACUGCAACUGCAACAGGAGUCCAGGCCAGCCGUCAUCACCCGGCGAAGCAAGCUGGUGCGCACCAUCACCACCGCCGGGCUCAUCACCGAGGCCGAGGCGGAGGACAUUCCCGAGGAGGAACAGCCUCAGCCACAGAGUGACCUCGGCCACCACCAGGAUGGCGGCGAGCGGCACCAACCCGGCGGGAGCAGUCCCGGCGAAGAGGUCGCACGCGGCCACGCGCACGUCGAGGUUCUGCGGGCCGCUCAGGCGGCAGGGCCAGCCCCCGGCUCCGUGGAGGCGGGCGUGGAUACCCACCCCGAUGAGCAAUUUGAGGUUCGUGACAUGUCCGCCAUCACCCUGGACGCGCGCGCUGCGCAGGAGUACAGCGUGUACGGGGAGCGAGUGGUCAUGGUGACGGAGCGAGGCUACCCCAUGACGGCCGAGGCUGGCCAAUUCACUUACACCAUCGCUAGCACAACCCCUAUGUCUUUCCAUGUCGAAGAGGAUAAAUUGGACCCGGGCAUCCUCAUGAUGCCAGCCGAACUGCCCAGGUACCAGCACAUCGCCCGUGCGCAGACUGGCUCCCCCCACGGCUCGCACCACGCCAACCCCCACGCGCCACUGGCCGGCCCGCACCCGGGGGCACUCCUGGACCACCGCCGCCGGGGCUUCAUGACCGGCUACCCGGAGAUGGGCACUCCGCCACCGCCGCCGCCGCACCAGAUGGACGAUGUUGGGGAGGUGGUCAGCGAUUCCCAUCACCACCAUCAGCAGAUGGGGUACAUCGUGUCACCCCAGCUCAAGUACGAGAACGAGGAGGACGAGCAUCAGCAGCUCAUGCCCCUCCCGGCGGCCACGUACACCACGCUCGAGUCUGGCGGGCGAGCAGGGGAGUGCGGCCCGGACGCCGUUUACCAGCGCGUCACCUACCUGGAGGGCGGCUGGGCGGGCAAGGUGGUGGAGUCCGGCGUCGACGCCCUGGCCAACGCGACAGUGUACUCGCCAGCCUCCUCACCCGUGCACCUCAAGGCAGACCCCACGCUCACCUCCACCUCCACCAACUACUCACCGGCCUACAGCCAUAAGCAGCCCGUGUACUCCCCGUACCUGGCGCAACCCGGCGCCCACAUCUACGACACCUCCGAGUCGCCCACCUCCCAGGGUGGCAUGUACAGCAAUGGGGUCACACAGACGUACUCCGUGUCACAGUCGGCAGCCUGGGCGUCCGGCUCGCCGCAGCCGGGGGAGGCCUUCACUUUCCAACAGUCCCCAGCCAUGUCCUCAAGCGCUGCUCCCUACGCGCAGUACAGCUCCGAGACCUGGGCCCUAACCGACGAACCCUACGACCCGAGCCACCUGGAGAUGAAGGAGUGCGUCAACUGCGGGGCUCCGCACACGCCACUGUGGCGCAGAGACACCGCCGGGAACUACUUAUGCAACGCGUGCGGCUUGUACAACAGGAUCAACGGGGUGAACCGGCCGCCCACGCGGCCGCACAUCAAGAAAGCCCCCGCAGUCAGCCCCCAGGGCAGCGGCAACAGGAGGACAGGGGUCAUGUGCGCCAACUGCAACACUACUACCACAACGUUGUGGAGACGGAACAAUAACGGUGACCCGGUUUGCAACGCGUGCGGACUGUACUACAAACUGCACAACGUAAAUCGACCACUCACCAUGAAGAAAGACAGCAUCCAGCAGAGGAAAAGAAAACCCAAGAAUAAUCCGGGGAGUGCGGGGAUGAGUCCAUCCGUCAAACAGGAGACAAAAGCGCCCGGGUCCAUGCACCACCAAAAGAUGCACAUGUCGGACGGGUACCACUCAUACUCUGGCGGCCAGCCCAUGCCGCUGCAGUACGGGGCUGCCGGGCCCGGCGCCUCCGCGGGCUACCCGGAGGCCUUGGGGCACGCUCUUGGGCACGGCCUUGGGCACGGCCUCGGACACGGCCUCGGACACAGCCUGGGCCACGGCCUGGGCCACGGUCUGGGGCACGGUCUGGGGCACGGCCUGGGCCACGGCUUAGGCCACGGCCUACUCGGGCACGGGGAGGCCACGGGCGGCACAGGUUCCCCCGGGAACCACGGGGGUGCAGGGCUCGACGGGCACCCCGGCCACGGGGGCCACGGGGAAGCCUCGGGCGUGGACUCGUUGAUCCUACCCCCCUCGUGCGUGCUCACCAGCAGGCAUCUCGUUACACAAGUACCGCCGCUAGAGCACAGCACCCACACGGCGCGGCCCCCCGCGAACGGCCCUGUGUCGGCGCCGAGUAGCGUCAUCACCUCGACGGGUCUGCUCCCUGGCGGCGAGCGGGGGAACCACCACGACUGAGCCUCGCACCUGACUGGUGGCGCCAUCCUGCAGCUCAACUGGGGCCGACACCCGACACCGCGACCGCCGCGACGCAGCGUUCGUUCGCUGGGCGGGGCACGCGGCGGGCACGGACACCCACCACACCAGCAUAAGACUGGGACGUUGAACAUUCGCCCUAUCGUGGCAGAAGGCCAUCUUCCUCCUUUCUUGCAAUUUAACCUCUCUGCCAGUGGUGGUGGGAACCGAUGAGUUAUCGGUUCAUUUAACUUCGUGCCGAGUGCGUCCUAAUACAGUGAAAUUAGCAAUACAGUACAACGAUUGCGUGAUUUGUAGGUUUUAAAAAUACCCCCCGAGAGUCAUUCAAUUUCAUGGUUGUUCUGUACAUUCCAGUCGGUAGCUUAAUUUAUAAAAGUUUAUUUAAGAACUGAAAUCAAUCUUUGGGGCAAAGCGCCCUCCUAGUCCAUGUGAUGUGCAACUAAAAGGUCUUUGACCUACCUUAAAAUGCUUUAACUUUGUACAAAAGAAAAUAUACAUAUAUAUACUAUUUUAUUAUUGUACAAAACAUUUUUUAAGUCUUAGUUUUUUGAAACUUGUACCUAAUGCAAGCAGGAGAUAAUCUUAAUUGGUGUGUUACUGGUUCUUGUUGUCCAGGCUGUAUGUUUCUUUUUCAUGUUGUAGACUAUUAUAGUUAAAUCAAACACUGGUCGCAUUUUUCCUCUAAAAACUUAUCCGUUGACAAAUAUUGCGUUAUGAUCGCGGGCGGUCAUAUGCCACAGUCAAUAAAACUCAAGAAAGUAAUAAA